AGUGCUAUCAUGUCUGCCGUCUGAAUGGUUUGUAUUUGCUAGCCGGCUCGUUUGAAAAAGUAUCUGGUGGAGGUCGAGUGGAGAAAUACAAAUCCGCCAUGGCGGACAUCAAGAACUUCCUGUAUGCUUGGUGUGGGAAGAAGAAACUAACACCCAGCUAUGACAUUCGAGCCGCUGGAAACAAAAACCGACAGAAGUUUCUGUGUGAGGUUCGUAUUGAGGGAUUCAACUACACUGGAAUGGGAAACUCCACCAAUAAGAAGGAUGCCCAGGCAAAUGCUGCUAGAGACUUUGUCAAUUAUCUUGUCCGAGUUGGAGAAAUGAAUGCAGCAGAAGUCCCAGCCCUUGGGGCAAGUGGACCUGACUUCAGUGUACCUGACUGUGGAGGAGGGGGGGAAGGAGGGAAUGUUGGCUUUGGAAGUCUUCCUCCAAGUGGACCUAUCCCUCCUCACCUGGUUGUGAAAGCUGAGCAAGUGAAUGCACCUUCUGCGCCAGUCCCAGGUGUCACUGGUUUGGGUUAUUCGGGCGGUAGCGGCAAUUUUUCCGGAGGUGGCACAAACAGCAAUGCUCCGUGGGAUCGUGGGGCCAAUCUAAAGGACUACUACUCAAAGAGAGAUGAGCAGGAGGCACAGGCGACUCUGGAGUCUGAGGAGGUAGAUCUGAACGCAGGACUCCAUGGCAACUGGACUUUAGAGAACGCCAAGGCCCGUCUGAACCAAUUUUUCCAGAAGGAGAAGAAUCAAACAGAUUACAAAUACAGCCAAGUUGGGCCUGACCACAACAGGGAUGGGGCAGUGGCUGAGGUGAUAAAGUUGAUUGUUGAUUGAAGUCUGGCAGAAAAACAUACUGGCUCCCCCAAGGGCAAGGGUUAUCAUCAGACUGGACAAUAGGCUUCUCAAGCUCAGAGGAGCUUUAUUGCUGAGAUGCAGUUAUUUGUAAGACAGCUUGGCAGAAAGAUAAUUGCCCGUGAGCAUGGCUCUAACAAGAAGCUUGCAGCACAGUCCUCUGCGCUGUCUAUCGUCCGUCAACUUUACCAUCUGGGUGUCAUUGAGCCUUAUUCUGGCGUCACUAAGAAGAAAGAGGGGGAAAUUUUGGAAGCUUUUGAGGUGAAUGUGGUGGAUGAACUGCAACAUCAGCUGCAGAGUAUGGCCCAAGAACUGGGUGUUGCAAUUCCACCUCCACCACCUGAUCCAAGUACUCCAGUGUCAUUGGUCCAAGGGAAGAUGGCUGUGUUUGAACCCUCCCAGAAACAGAGCAUGGCCGGGGUGGUGCCCUGGUCCCCUCCGCAAGUCAACUGGAACCCCUGGACCAGCAGCAAUAUUGACGAUGGACCACUAGCAUUUUGCACCCCAGAGCAAAUCAGCACUGACCUCCAUCAUGAGCUGACUUAUCAAUUGGAACAAGAUCAAAGCCUACAGAAGGUCAUUGGGGAGCGAGACGGGCUUCCAGUGAAGAAAUUUGAGGAGGAGAUAAUGGCUGCCGUUCAGGGCAGCUCAGUGGUGAUCAUUCGAGGGGCGACCGGCUGUGGCAAAACCACCCAGGUUCCUCAGUACAUCCUGGAUCAGUUCAUCAAGAGUGGGAGGGCGUCCGAGUGUAACAUUAUUGUAACCCAGCCCCGGCGUAUCAGUGCAGUGUCUGUGGCAGAGCGUGUUUCCUACGAGAGAGGAGAGGAUGUCGGUAAGAGCUGUGGGUACAGCGUCCGCUUUGAAUCCAUCCUCCCACGACCCCAUGCCAGCAUCAUGUUCUGCACUGUUGGUGUGUUACUGCGGAAGCUGGAAGCAGGUAUUCGCGGGAUCAGCCAUGUGAUUGUGGAUGAAAUCCACGAGAGAGACAUCAAUACUGACUUCCUCAUGGUGGUGCUGAGGGACGUGGUCCAGACCUACCCAGAGGUCCGCAUCAUCCUCAUGUCUGCCACCAUCGACACCACCAUGUUUAGAGAGUACUUCUUCAACUGCCCUGUCAUCGAGGUGUUCGGCCGCACAUUCCCAGUACAAGAGUACUUUUUGGAAGAUUGUAUUCAGAUGACACAUUUCAUUCCACCUCCGAGUGAUAGAAAGAGGAAGGACAAGGAUGAGGAAGGAGGAGAUGAAGAGGCCAACUGUAAUGUGAUAUGUGGGCCAGAGUACACCCCAGAGACUAAGCGCUCUAUGGCCCAGAUGAAUGAGAAGGAGACUCCUUUUGAGCUGGUGGAGGCCCUGCUGAAGUACAUCGAGACCCUCCAGGUGGCCGGGGCCGUGCUCGUCUUCCUGCCCGGCUGGAACCUCAUCUACUCCAUGCAGAAACACCUGGAGAUGAACCCACACUUUGGGAGUCAACGGUACCUGAUUCUGCCUCUCCACUCUCAGAUCCCCAGAGAGGAACAGAGGAGGGUAUUUGAGCCUGUGCCUGAAAACAUCACCAAGGUGAUCUUGUCAACAAACAUUGCAGAGACCAGUAUUACUAUCAAUGAUGUAGUAUAUGUCAUCGACUCUUGCAAGCAGAAAGUGAAACUGUUCACGUCUCACAACAACAUGACCAACUACGCCACAGUCUGGGGCUCCAAGACCAACCUGGAGCAGAGGAAGGGUCGCGCCGGCCGCGUCCGGGCUGGCUUCUGCUUUCAUCUGUGUAGCAGAGCACGCUUUGACAAACUGGAGACCCAUAUGACCCCUGAGAUAUUCCGUACUCCUCUCCACGAGGUAGCCCUGAGCAUCAAGCUGCUGAGACUAGGAGCCAUUGGCCAUUUCCUUUCCAAGGCCAUCGAGCCCCCUCCCCUGGACGCGGUUAUAGAGGCAGAACACACACUGAGAGAACUGGAUGCUUUGGACACAAAUGACGAGUUGACGCCGCUUGGUCGGAUCCUUGCAAAGCUUCCAAUCGAGCCGCGUCUGGGGAAGAUGAUGAUUAUGGGCUGCAUAUUCAAUGUUGGAGAUGCAGUGUGCACGAUCUCAGCAGCCUCCUGCUUCCCAGAGCCCUUCAUCAAUGAUGGCAAGCGCUUGGGCUAUGUGCACCGCAACUUUGCUGGCACCCGCUUCUCAGACCACGUGGCCCUUCUGUCAGUCUUCCAGGCUUGGGACGAUGUGAGAAUGGGAGGUGAGGAUGCAGAGUCCAGAUUCUGUGAACACAAGAGGCUCAACAUGUCCACACUGAGGAUGACCUGGGAGGCAAAAGUGCAGCUGAAGGAGAUCCUCAUCAACUCUGGCUUCCCUGAGGAGUGCUUGAUGACACAGAUGUUCAAUAACGUUGGACCCGACAACAACCUUGACGUGGUCGUCUCUCUCCUGACAUACGGCUCCUAUCCCAACGUGUGCUACCACAAGGAGAAGAGGAAGAUUCUCACCACUGAGGGGCGCAAUGCCCUCAUCCACAAAUGCUCCGUCAACUGCCCCUUCAGCAGCCAGGACAUGACCUACCCAUCACCGUUCUUCGUCUUUAGCGAAAAGAUCCGGACUCGAGCCAUCUCAGCCAAAGGAAUGACACUAGUCAGCCCACUCCAGCUGAUCUUGUUUGCCUCCAAGAAAAUCACAUCAAAUGGGGAAAUCAUUGAACUGGAUGAUUGGAUCAAACUGAAGAUACCGCAUAAUGUGGCUGGCUGCAUAGCUGCUUUGAGGGCUGGAAUGGAGGCACUUGUUGUAGAAGUCACCAAAGACCCUGAGUACAUCAAACAGCUGGAUCCCACAAACGAGCGCAUGCUCAACAUCAUCCGUCAAAUCUCCAAGCCCUCUGCAGCUGGGCUUAACCUCAUGGUCAACAAUAAACGUUUUGGAGAUGGUCCACGUCCUCCCAAGAUGGGCAGGUUUGACGGAGGAGGCGGUGGAGGAUACCAGGGAGGAGGCGGUGGAGGAUACAGGGGAGGAGGUUACAGAGGCGGUGGAGGAUACCAGGGCGGCGGCGGAUACAGGGGCGGUGGUGGAGGUUACAGAGGCGGUGGUGGAGGUUACAGAGGUGGGGGUGGUUAUGGAGGCGGUAACAGGGGUGGGGGUGGUUAUGGAGGGGGUAACAGGGGUGGGGGUGGUUAUGGAGGGGGUAACAGGGGUGGGGGUGGUUAUGGAGGGGGGAACAGGGGUGGGGGUGGUUAUGGAGGGGGCCAGGGAUAUUAGGGCAUUUGAAGGUUAGCUUUUUAGAUGUUGUUCAUUACAUGAUGUUUGAGUGUUUUUGGCUGUAAUGUUAGAAGUGGUUCUAUGUAAGGAUAUUUAAGUUUUACCUUUUGUCACCCCCCCCCCCCCCCCCCGAAAUCAAGAUUUUCUCCUGGUAUUAAGCAUUUAAAAUAAAAUAAAAAGUAAUUUGUUAGUUUGGCUAAUGGAAAAUUCCAAAAGUAUUUCAUGCCAUGAGCCUAAUUUUGUCAGUGAUAUACAACUCAAGUAUGUUUCCUGCCAUUUCUAAGUAAUACAUUAAAUAAACUACAUUUUUUUCAACACUGCAA
This is a messenger RNA of Oncorhynchus kisutch (coho salmon), 4402 nucleotides long. It is a transcript of the gene dhx9, whose product is annotated as DEAH (Asp-Glu-Ala-His) box helicase 9. Gene Ontology annotation, biological process: regulation of mRNA processing; positive regulation of transcription by RNA polymerase II. The coding region runs from base 924 to 4079 and encodes 1051 amino acids. Gene Ontology annotation, cellular component: intracellular anatomical structure; nucleolus; ribonucleoprotein complex. The record is from RefSeq and is a predicted model, not a curated record. NCBI's taxonomy places the organism in Eukaryota, Metazoa, Chordata, Actinopteri, Salmoniformes, Salmonidae. The transcript is spliced from 29 exons. Gene Ontology annotation, molecular function: double-stranded RNA binding; 3'-5' DNA helicase activity; RNA helicase activity.